Messenger RNA from Alternaria ventricosa, 858 nucleotides. RefSeq lists its product as uncharacterized. The transcript is spliced from 2 exons. Bases 1 to 858 code for a protein of 285 amino acids. NCBI's taxonomy places the organism in Eukaryota, Fungi, Ascomycota, Dothideomycetes, Pleosporales, Pleosporaceae. The record is from RefSeq and is a predicted model, not a curated record.
AUGGCAAGUUUCCUCGACGCCGAAGCCGCGCAAAAGUACAAGAAUGCCGAGAAAGCUACUCGCCCUUAUGUCAAAACCAUCGUCGAACAGUCCGGGAUAGCUGCACAUCUCGAAUCGGGGGCUGAAGCCAACAUUCUCGAUUUCGCAUGUGGAACGGGAGUUGUUGCGCAGGAGAUCUACGACACGGUACCGAAGGAGAGGUGGGGACAGCUGAAAGUGCUAGGCGCUGACAUCAGUCCGCCGAUGUUGGAAUAUUUGAGGGCGCGAGGAGAGACGCAGGGAUGGAAGGGAUUGGAUACGAAGGUCGUGGAUGGGAAUACAGACAUAACACAAGCUCUCCCCAAGGCAUCAUACACACACAUAUUCGUCUCCUUCGCUAUUUUCAUGCUCCCGGCACAGACACUCACGCAUCUCUGUUCACUGCUGCGACCAGGCGGAUACAUAGCAGUAGCGACGUGGUCGAGCAUAUCGUGGGAUAAGCUCCUUACUCGUAGCAUCGCUCUCAUGGACGCGCCACAGCCCUACUCGCCAUCGCGCGAGGAACUGCGAGAGACGUUCUGUGGACUUUGGGCUGAGGAGUCAUACUUGGCACAGCAGUUUGAAGCGGCAAGCUUAGAGAAAGUAGAAACAUGCGGUCAGAAGGAAGCUGUACACGUUGGAAAGCCAGAUGUUUUCAUGGGGAGUAUGCAGUUUCCGCUGCAUUAUGUAAGGAAUACAUGGUGGCAGAGUGAGCGAGAGGGUCUCGUGGAGGAGCUAAAUGGUGCUAUGAAAGGUCUCGUACAGCGGGAGGUUGGGGAGGAUGGCGAAGUGGAACUGGUGUUUGAUGGUGUUGUUGGGUGGGGGUGGAAGAGUGGUUAA